This is a messenger RNA of Camponotus floridanus (Florida carpenter ant), 2299 nucleotides long. Its product is annotated as proto-oncogene tyrosine-protein kinase ROS-like. Gene Ontology annotation, biological process: positive regulation of kinase activity; multicellular organism development; cell surface receptor protein tyrosine kinase signaling pathway. The transcript is spliced from 5 exons. Gene Ontology annotation, molecular function: ATP binding; protein binding; transmembrane receptor protein tyrosine kinase activity. The record is from RefSeq and is a predicted model, not a curated record. Gene Ontology annotation, cellular component: signaling receptor complex; membrane. The coding region runs from base 1 to 2286 and encodes 761 amino acids. NCBI's taxonomy places the organism in Eukaryota, Metazoa, Arthropoda, Insecta, Hymenoptera, Formicidae.
AUGACAUAUUAUUUCCGAGUACGUGCGCAUACUAAAGUUGUUGCUGGUCCUUACACGGAAAUCCGAUCUGUGUCAACUAUGCAUGAAAAUCCAAUACCUAAAUUAUUAAUCAAAACGGUUCAUGCAUCAGAUUUUAAUGGUUACCAUCUCUACUCUAUUUUGAAAAAAAAAUAUGCAAGUGUCAAUAGCGUAAAUGCUGACAAAUAUGUUGAAAAGAUAACAGACCUAGAAUAUUAUAUGUAUUUUACAAUUAACGCUUUUGAUAAAUCUUCUCAACCAUAUCCUCCAAUAAGAUGUCUGACACCUGACGAAAAAGUUUAUAAUUUUGAGAAUGUGACUGCAACGACAAACAGCAUCAUUGUAAAUCUUCCGGAGCCGGUUGUAAAGAGUGGAUGCAAAAAAUAUAAUUUACCAACUACUGUAUAUACUAUUUCCGUAAGUUUUGACAACUGUUUAGACAACAAUCGUUUAGACAACAAGUCUGAAAAAUUCAAUGUGCUGACGAGCGAGCGAUAUUACGAGAUUCAAAACUUAACUCCAUUUACGGAGUACAAGUUGAAGUUUACUUUAAGUAAUUUUUACUUUAAUCAUUUAUCAAUAAAUCCAUUCGAUUCGAAUGUGAUAAUAAAAACUAAUUUGGGCAAGCUUAAUGCACCAGAAAACGUAAGUGUUCUAGCUCUGACGCCUACUGUAGCAGUAGUUCAUUGGAUGGCACUCAAGAAAGUGAACUGCAUGGCAGUGACCUACGAAGUGCGUUGGAAUUCAGUUAUAUCAAUGAACGACACGCAACAAAAUAAUAAACAAUUGAUCAAUGUAUCAAAAAGUACGGCAGACGGCAGAUUUUUCACAAAGAUUAACAUGUCGCUAUCAGUACAAGAUUAUUUGAUAUACGUACGUGUAUAUCCAAUUAAUUUCAGCAAUUUCUACAACGAGAGUUUGAACAAGAUCGUUCACAUAUACUCGGAGCCAAACAUUAUUAUUCUGAACGAGGUUAACAUAAAUAGCAUGAACAUUUCAUGGAUCUCAAACAUCAAUCUGACGGUCUCUUUUGCAUUAAAGUACAAAGACAUUGCAACAGAAAAGUGGCAAACAACGAAUGAUACUAAAAUUAAUUAUAACGAAAAAGUAAUAUACCAUAUUGAAAAUUUGCAAUUGGGAACUUCAUAUAAGUUUCGUUUGAUAUUGAGAUACCUCGAAUAUGAGGAAACUUUUAGAUGGCCGGUUGAUAAAAGAUUUAUUUUUUCAACACUUGUAUAUCAUCGACGCAGAAAUAAUAAUAAGCAAUUUUUGCCUCCAACAAUGGCCAACAUGGAAUUAGCGAUUCUAUAUGAAGUAUCUUGCCAAAACACUCAAUUGAAUAUGCUUUACAGUCCUAUGUUACAUUAUAACCCGGAUGAAUAUGCGAUAACUAAAAUCGAACGUGAACAAAUCACAUUAACAAAACUUCUUGGUAGCGGCGCAUUUGGAAAGGUAUUUCGAGGAAAUGUGAAGAAUUUAGAAAGGUGCGGCGUAGACAUAUCCGUUGCAAUAAAAACGCUUCGGAAAGAUGCUUCUUCCAAUGAGAAAAAGGAAUUUUUAAAAGAAGCCAAACUUAUGAGUCACUUUCGACAUAAACAUAUAUUAAGAUUGUUGGCCAUUUGUGAAGAUGGGGGUCCUCCAUUACUAGUGUUGGAAUUGAUGGAAACUGAUCUGUUAAAAUAUUUAAGAGACUGUCGAAAUUUGCAACCGUCAGAUUCGCAUGCUCUGCGUUUGCAGGAUUUACUCGCCAUGUGCGAAGAUGUUGCGCGAGGCUGUUGCUACUUGGAAGAGUUGCGCUUCGUACAUAGAGAUCUUGCGUGUCGCAAUUGUUUAAUGUCCUCGAGAAAUCGCGAGAAUCGUGUCAUUAAAAUUGGAGAUUUUAGACUGGCUAGAGAUAUCUACAACGAUGAUUAUUAUCGCGUGAAAGGAGAAGAUUUGCUUCCUGUUCGCUGGAUGGCACCGGAAUCUUUGAUAAUCGGCACAUUUACUUCUCAAAGCGAUGUUUGGUCAUUUGGUGUUUUAAUGUGGGAAAUUACAUCGUUGGGCCAACCUUAUAUUGGCAAGUCUAAUGAAGAAGUGAUAAGUUAUGUACGUGCUGGAGGCAGGUUGCCGAUGACUCUUAACUGUCCGUCAAUAUUGUACCAGUUGAUGCUACGUUGCUGGAGUACAGCGGAUGCUAGGCCAAAUUUCAAAUUUUGUUUGAAAAAUAUUAUAGCAUUAAGAAAGAACAUAGAAGAUGCCUUACUGAGUCCAGUCGAUACUAUUUAGCCGAUAUAAUUAA